AUGGCGUGGCUAGAGAAGCUGAAUUCGAGGCUCGAGUCAUUCUUAGAAGUUGACUUCGACAGCUCCCCAUCCUUCCUAUCCCAGACGUCGCACAUGGUGGAAUCGUCCGUCGCUCAGGUGGGCAGCGGCGUGCGACAGCUGUACGGCGACUUGGUGCGUGACCUCUUCGUGCCCGCCUGGGACGACGACGACCUCUUCGCCCCUGCCGCCCCCGCCGCCGCCGCUGCUGCCAAGACGGUUGCUGCUGCUGCUGCUGCUGGUGCGCCGACCCAUGUCGCUUCUCACUCGAGUGCGCGCAAGCGCGCGUCGGCCUGCAGCGCGGCGGAGAGGGGCUCCAAAGUAGCGGGGAGGUCGGGGGGCGCGCGAGAGGCAGAAGUCGGCGGGCGUGCGACGGGACUUGGCACGGAUGGUGGUGGAGCGAACCCUGGUGUUCGUUCCCCCUCCGCCGCGCCACAACGCGCCUCUCCCGCGUCUGCCCAGCGCGGUACUCCGGGCGGGACUGCCCCGCCUGCCUCUGCUGCUUUGGCUGAAAAAAGGGGAACGGCGGUGCCUGCCGCCAGGGGGGCGAGUUCACCCGCCAGGGGGGGUUGCGACGAGGGCGAGAGUGCGGCCACAGUGGGGGGCGCGUCAGCAGCUGCUGCUAGUGGCGACGUGCGCAUGGCGCGGCGAACAGGGAGGGGCGACGUGGCAUCUGAGGGAGCGGUUAAAGCGCUGACCAUGGCAGGAGGACGAGGCGGUUUGGCAGGAGUGGUGGAGGGUGAGAGAGAGCGGGGCGGGACAGAGGGCAGAGUGGCAGCAGUGCGAGGAAAUCUCGGCACAGUAAGUGCGCCUGGUGGGACGAGACAGGGCGUGAGUGCGGCAUGCAUGGGACUGCAGGGAUCGGCACAGGCUGGCGACGAGUGCGAGGCAGAGGAGGAGGAGGCGAUGGGCGAGUGGCGGGAGAUGGUGGGCGAGCUGGAUGCGCUGCUGCCUGGCGCCGCUGGGGAGGCCCAGGGGAGCAGCGUGGGGGAGGAGGUCCAGGGGAGCGGCGUGGGGGAGGAGGUCCAGGGGAGCAGCGUGGGGGAGGAGGCCCAGGUGAGCAGCGUGGGGGAGGAGGCCCAGGGGAGCAGCGUGGGGGAGGAGGCCCAGGGGAGCAGCGUGGGGGAGGAGGCCCAGGUGAGCAGCGUGGGGGGGGAGGGCUGGAGGAGUGGCACCAAGGGGAGCACUGGCCCUCAUUGGCCCUCUGGUGGAUCUGGCACUGCUGCGGGAAUGGUGGCUGGGGUCGUGCAGGCUGGGCACGCUGCAGGGGAUAAUUGCAAGCAGGGAGGGAGCGGGGAAGGGGGAGAGGGCAGCAACGAGCACAGGGCAGGUGCAGAGGGAAGAGCAGGGGGGUGUGGUGGCAGGGCAGGUGGGUCGCGUGGAGUGGAUGUGGUGGCGCAAGAGAGGGGUGAGGGAGGGCAGUGUGCAGGCGAAGGCGACGUGAACAAGGAAGGAGCUGUGGCACCAGCGUUGUGGUGCGAUCCAUGUGCGGCAGCCUUGCCGGCACGGGCACGGCUGGUGGGCGUCCAGCAGGUGGCAGCGGGCGCCGCCGCUGCCGCUGCCACAGAGAUGGGCGAUGGGGUUGGGGAAGGGGAGGGCGGAGGGGAGGUGGCGUGGAAGUGGGCUCCAGGAGGCGCAGCAGCAGUGCAAGGAGAUGCAGCGGUGUUGCUGGCUAGCAGCAGCAGUGAGGCAGCAGGUGGUGGUGCGCCAAGAGGGUGCAGUGAGGCAUUGCAGUGGCGUGACGAACCUCCGCGGAGUGAGGUACUGCCGGGGAGUGAGGCAAGAGAGCGAAGUGAUGCGCUCAGUGAAGCAAAGGACAUGGCAGUGGCUGGGAAAGGCAUUACUUGCACUGUAGCUGGCAUCAACGGCACCGACAGUGAAGCUGGGGCCUCCUGUGUAAGCACCACUGCAGCGACAGACAGCAAUCAGCAGCAGUUCGAGACAGUGACUGGAGCAGCAGGAGAAGGCGGCAGCGAGGAGGAUGAGGACGAGGCAUGCAUUCCAGACAUCGAUGAGGUGAGAGCAGACGAGGUGAGAGCAGACGAGGUCAUUGCGGAGUUGAGCAGCCACACACUGCCUCCACCGCAGCAGAUAGCGGCUGGCCCUAGCCCCCUCGCGGCCACAGCAGCCUUCCAGCACACUCCCAAUCAGCCACAAGGCGAGUUCACAGCACGCUGGUUAGACGUGCCCCCCCAUAACUCCACCACACCAUGUCUUCCUUCCAUGGGACCUUUUCUUCCCUGUGAAAGGUUGCCUCAACUACCCAGGGCUCCUGCACACAUCGAUCUCCCAACUGCAUCUCCAGCAGGCGUUGGUGACGUCGUCCCAUGCGGGCUGGAAGGUCAAGCUCCUCUAGAGGAAGAAUGGGACUGGGAGUUUGUAUGA
Messenger RNA from Closterium sp. Naga37s-1, 2403 nucleotides. The record is from the annotation of a GenBank genome assembly. Lineage: Eukaryota; Viridiplantae; Streptophyta; Zygnematophyceae; Desmidiales; Closteriaceae.